AUGAUCUCAGAUAAGGUGUACCGACUAUGCCACCACGACAAGACAGUAAGCUCAGAGCUUGCGAGAGAUCCAAGUCAAUCACCGGCAAAGUUGUUUCAUAAGCUGUAUCAUGAGCACAAGCUGAAGGAGAAGCUCGUUGAGACCAAGCAGUCGACCACUGACCAUCAAGAUGUUCUGCAGAGAGCGUAUGAAUGUGGGAACUGGGGAACAGCAAAACCGAGUAAUCUAUUUCUUAAGAUAUACCACGACGCUCUCUGUACGUUGGACAAAAAUCCUCUGGGGGGAGUGGUCUCUCCACCACUGAUGGGCAGUCACGGGGUCGUUCCCUUGACCAUCGUGGCCCCGUUGCCGGAUCUGUGUCGGCAUGUGGCAAACUGUAUCGCCCGAGCCGAAAAGGAGGUAUUCUUGGGGACCAAUUUCUGGAUCUACUCCGAUGCAUCGACCCUCGUAACCAACGCGUUUCGGGAACUGUCAAGACGAGCGGGCGAGCGCGGGAGCAAAGUGGUUGUGAAAGUGUUAUACGACCGGGGAAGUCCUCAACAGCUCUGGGAUAAUCACCUGAGCGUCGGUGAGAAGCAGUAUGCAGAUCCAAAUGGCAAGGUCCGACUGCCUCCUGCAGGAGAAAUCCCCAACAUUGACCUUCAAGUCACCAACUACCACCGCCCUAUCUUUGGAACGUUUCACGCCAAAUUCAUGGUCAUUGAUCGAAGGGUUGCUUUGCUUCAGAGCAGCAAUGUUCAGGACAACGACAACCUCGAGAUGCUGGUCCAUGUUGAAGGACCCAUUGUGGACUCGUUCUAUGACACUGCGCUGAUCUCGUGGGGGAAGGCAUUCAAAACGUCCCUUCCAAUGCUGUCCUCUCCGGCCGCGAGCGCCGGCAUUCUCAGCAUCUCUGCUCAGCAUUCACAGGCUGAAUCUAUUGAAGACCUACGUUCUCCGUUACCUGAGCACACAACGCAGGAUCCUCAUUAUGAUUGUGAUAUCCAGCACGAGGCGCGAAGGGUCAACGACACGAUUCGUCCCCGAGCAGGGGGAUCAAAAACUCAAGCGGUCACUCGCUAUCUGAAUACUACAAUUCAGCGAGACACAACCGGCGACGCCCCAGAUAGCGACCAGGAACCGCCAAUGCGGCCAUACGUGACUCUACCACCUCACAAGCCAUUUCCUAUGGCCCUGGUCAACAGAGAACCCUGGGGAGCGCCAAACCAUACGAGCAUCUACACUCCACAAAAUUCAGCCUUCCUCUCCGCCUUCAAACACGCGAAGCAGUCCAUCUUCAUCCAGACUCCAAACAUGAACGCAGAGCCAAUACUGCAGGCGCUACUCGACGCAGUCCGUCGCGGUGUCACCGUCACAUGCUAUCUCUGCCUCGGCUACAACGACACUGGCCAACUCCUUCCCUUCCAGAACGGAACGAACGAGAUGAUCGCGAAUCGACUAUACCGCUCCCUGCAUACGGACGAAGAACGCUCGCGACUGCGCAUAUACAACUACGUAGGCAAGGAUCAAACCAAACCGAUCCACAAUAAAUACAAAAAGCGAAGCUGCCACGUUAAACUUAUGAUCAUUGACGAGCGGGUGGCUAUACAGGGAAACGGAAAUCUCGACACGCAAUCCUUCUACCACAGCCAGGAAGUGAACCUCCUCCUCGACUCGCCGCUUGUAUGCCGUGUCUGGUUGGAGCAGAUAAAUCAGAACCAGAACACGGCGAUUUACGGCGCUGUGGGCACCGAGGACGGGUGCUGGCAUGAUCCGGUUAGUGGUGAGAUGCCCAAGGGUUCUAUUGGGGUUGACCCUGGACGCUUCAGUUGGGCUAAAGGGGUUGUUGGUGCUGUACAAAGGGUGAGAGGUGUUGGGGGAUUUUAA
Molecule: messenger RNA, 1866 nt
Organism: Aspergillus viridinutans
Lineage: Eukaryota; Fungi; Ascomycota; Eurotiomycetes; Eurotiales; Aspergillaceae
Product: IQ calmodulin-binding motif protein
Exons: 5
Coding region: 1-1866 (621 amino acids)
Molecular function (GO): catalytic activity
Source: RefSeq, a predicted model, not a curated record